This is a messenger RNA of Lachancea nothofagi CBS 11611, 2094 nucleotides long. The record is from the annotation of a GenBank genome assembly. NCBI's taxonomy places the organism in Eukaryota, Fungi, Ascomycota, Saccharomycetes, Saccharomycetales, Saccharomycetaceae.
AUGCUUCGGCGCACGAUAGCUGUCGCGAAACUUUUGCCUCAAUCGAGCGCAAAUUGGCCUGUCUUUAAGCGCUUCUUUUCGGGUAGUAAGUACAGCUUGCAAACGGAGGACAGUUUCGACCUCAGAUCCACGCGAGGAAAGAAGCUGAAGCCCCAGAAGGCCCAAAUAGUGGUACUCAAUCCGCAGGAGGCAGGUCUCUUCAAGCGCAAAAGAACACCAGCGCAUUUCCAACACAAUGAUCGUUACAGACUAAGAGGACGACAAAGUGCUUUGGAGGGCGUCGAGUUUGACGAUAGUGGCUCUUCUCGAGACUCGUAUCUCUCAGGAACUUGCUCGGGUGACGUCUUGCAAGAGAUUGAGUCGCAGCGGCGCAAGCUGCUCGUUUUCAAGAACUCUGUCCCCAAGGAACAAGUAGUGAAAUCGAUCCAUAAUCUAAAGCCGAGCCAGGACGCUCUGCGGUUGUCGCCAAAACGUUACGAGCAGCUCAAGACACUAUUGGAAACUGCUUACACGCUGCCACAGCUCAAGGAGUACGUCAAACAAUACUUCCAACUUCCUCUUGCCAAACAAGUACCAAAAAAAACGCUCAUCCCUACUAUAAUGCAUGAACUUUGGCAGUGCCAAGUGGACGAUUCAAUAAAUGAAGGACAAGAUCUGGUAGUCGAGCGGGUUAUUGACGUCCAAACGAGAGAUAUUUACCUACUGUUGUUGACCAACAAUGGUAAAAUAUUACACAACUUUGCGCGCCUGGGCGCUACGGUGGCUGUCGCGCUAAGCGAAAAUAAAAUUAUUGUUCGAGCAACGAGUGCUUUAGUUAAAUAUGUUGAGGUUUCGCUGAGGAAAAUAUUGGAUAAUCUGCAGCGCGAAGUCUUGUCAAUUAACGACAUUAUUAGAGACCAUACUGCUUUAGACAGCUCAACCAGCGAGGCGCAAGAGCUGGUAAGUAUGGUUCAAAAAGAGAGCGCAACGUACUUUGAGAGAGUGCUUGAAGAAGACUCCAACACAUACGCGGUUACGGGUUUAGGCGCCAAAAGAAUAAGAAAGGCUAAAGUAUUACUGCUGUGGGCUCUAAACUAUAGCCCUCAAAUCUCAGAAACAGUUCUGUUUCUUGGAACUCAGGAGCAAUCUGCGUAUGCCCAAUUCCCGUUUACUGAAGUAAAUUGUUUGGAUUGGAUAGAAAGGAACAAAGAUUGGUAUCGAUUGCAAAAACCUAUAAAAAAAAAUGCUGACAGCGAUGACAAUAUAACUCCGCUUAAGUUGUCUGAAGCCAAAAUUGAUGAAUUAUAUAGCUUGUUGCGCAACUCCGAGUGUAAAGCCGUGUCGGACGUCAACGCUAAAACGACGUCCAAGACGUGGAGUAUUACGCUAGGACAAAUUUUGAUGACUGACGAUAGCCAAACCAUGACGUUUCAGCCCAAAGUUCCAGGAGUUACUUCGAAAUUAUUAGAGUUGCCGCUUUACGACGGUAUGGCAACUCAGGAUGAGCUAUACACGGUUGACCAACAUGAGUACUACGUUCAACUCAAACUCAUCCCCAAGUUAAGUGACUCGAACUUUACAAAAAACAUUCCACCAUUAGAAUUGUGGUUCGAAUUAGAUGACGAUGACAAAGCCAUUAAUAGUAGCGUCCGUUGCUUGUUGCAUGCUGAAGACAAAAGUUUGCUACUGCAGACUCCUCAGCUACCCCAGGAUAUAAAAGUUAACGUGGAUCGCACUCUGGAAGUCACCAAGCCAUAUGAGGAGGAUCCAGAGAGCUGGCUAAAAGACCAGCCAGGCUUGAAAGAAUUUUUGCUGAAAGCUGAACUGACUUUUCAAGGCAGCGAAAAACUAUCCGUUCCCAAUAAUCUCAAAUUGAACCUGCAAUUUGAAGACAGUGAGCAGCCUCAAUCCAUUACAUUUGAAUACGUGAACGCCAAGUAUCGCCGCAUUUUGAAAUUGAAAUACAAGGACAAAUAUUUGGUGCAGUUUUCGGACGUGAACGGUGGAUUUCGUGGUGGUAAAAACACGCAAAUUGACUUCAUCAAUACCGAUUCAAAUGAAAUGAAUCGAGCUGAUUUUGGUGAUUUUAUCAAAGACGUGCUCGAGUUCAUCUGA